This is a messenger RNA of Symsagittifera roscoffensis, 6099 nucleotides long. RefSeq lists its product as uncharacterized. Bases 1117 to 5679 code for a protein of 1520 amino acids. Gene Ontology annotation, biological process: positive regulation of cell migration; negative chemotaxis; neural crest cell migration. Lineage: Eukaryota; Metazoa; Xenacoelomorpha; Acoela; Convolutidae. The transcript has 18 exons. Gene Ontology annotation, molecular function: semaphorin receptor binding; chemorepellent activity. The record is from RefSeq and is a predicted model, not a curated record.
AUUUUUUUAUCAGAAAAAGAAUAGUUUCUCAUCAUUUUAUCUGCGGUUUCAAAUGAAAAUUUUUAACGUUUCCUUAGCAUUUUACUCCCAAUAACAAAUAAAACAUUCUCUAUAAUUUUUCUAAUUGCAAAAAUUUAACACGGAAAAAAUGCGCUGCAAAGUAUUUAUUAUUUGCAGUUCGUUGCCUUUUCCCAUCCCGUUUUUCUUAUCCAAAUACUUUCAAUGCCCUCUAUCUGUUAUACGCUUUAAUUUACAUUGAUUUGCAUUUGAAUCAGUGCCUGAAGACAGGCAGUUAGUAUCUGUCGGAAUAAAUUAGUCUGUCGAAAGAAAGAGAGUUAAUUACUGACUGAAUGAUUGACAAAAACAAAACGGCUGAAAAAAGCGACGAAGAACAGAUUUUGAUACUGAUUGGUAGUGUUAACUUGACAAAAUUAUAACCUGGUUGACGUGACCUAAUGACCUUGUUCACGUUUUAAUCUUCGUUAUUACUUUCAUUUACUGUUACCGGGGGUUUCAUAAAAUCGCGAUCUAACAGCAAAAAUCGAUUUGUCGUUCACAAAGUUCCCCGCUUGUUUGAUUUAAUUCAAACAAAUCCUUGAUUAGUCUUACAGUACCUCAUACCAUUCUUGCCUGUAACGACACAGCUGUUGAAGUUUAUCCUCCUCCUUAAGGUUCCUUACCGACUUUAUAAUCAUUUAGUUGACAGCCAACAAACUUACAUUUAUAAGAUUCCUCGCGUAACAAAUUUCGUUAUGUCUUGUCAUCAGCCGAGCCCAUUCGGUUUUAUGAUAGUCGACAUUUCUUCAAAACCGACAUUUUAGACACUUCUUCAUUAUGAAGUGAAGGGACUAUUGCUCUAUAGUUUUACACACUAAAUAGAGUCAGGUGUCAAGACAGCCAGGACAUUUUCCACUCACUUAGACAUUGAACUUUGCCUAAUUUAUCUAAUUUGGCCAGUAGCUAUAGAAUUCAGCUCAUUUUCCAUUUCAUCUUCUUGACAGAUUUACGAGUUGUCAGCUAUCAAUUCAUUGCAAUAAACACAUUCGGUCAGUUAUUUUGUUCCAAAACGCAUAAUUUUUUAAAACCGACAAAAGCCUGAUUUCAAAGAAGAAAAGGAUGGUCAAUCAAGGGUUUAUAUUGACUCUGAAAAGCUUCCCAUUAUCUGGUACCACCUUAUUUAUCUUAUCAUUAUUGUGUGUCUUCUUAUUGACGCACGGAGUUCACAGUAAUGACGAAGUCCUUGGCGAUAACGUACCAUUGGCUCACUAUUCUUAUGCGAGCAGCAGAAGUCAAAGGUUGUUUCACCUGGACACUGCGGAUCACUAUCCUUCACCUUCCCCCUCCCCCACCCCGAGUCAGAGUCCCUCCCUCUCUGGAACCGGAGGAGGGGCCAACUUGGAUCAUGUGAUUUUCUGGGGGGAUUUUUUGUUCCUGGCAGCCAGGGAUAAUAUCUUCAAGGUGUCACGGGAUCCUUCGGAUCCAGAUGGUUCUUCAUAUCAUCUCCGUUAUGCGAUUUCUCUCGCGAUGCCGGAGAGAGAUAAACCAUGUGAGCUGAUGAUGUCACACCCACAGAUCUGCGAAAGGAGAGUCAAAUUCCUUCUUCCUUACAGUCAGAAAUCCCUUGAACCUAACUCUGUAGUGGGAUGUUAUUCGUACAACUUACAGCCUCAUUUCUUUACCCUUGGACUCAACCCGUCUUCAUCGUCAUCAUCAUCUUUAUCUUCGACUCAAUCGCCGUUCGCCUUGCUGAACAGUAGUGAUCCUCUUGUCUCGGCUUUAAGUAUGUUCUGUCCAGUUGACCCAAAAGUGGCCGGUUUGACCUUCGCUGCUCCUCGAGGACCAAAAGCACUUAAUCCGAACUCCUAUUUUUUUGCACAAGGUACGACAAGAAAGGGAUUUGAGUUGAUGAGGAAAGAUCUUCUGCCUCCCUCAGAGCUAAAUGUGGCUUUAACUGGGCCAGAAAAUGCCAAAGCUGAUCUAACUGGAAGCCGUGAACCGGUAGUGCGACACAUUACUACUCAAAACGAUGCCGACAACUCGAGAGGAGUAGGGAAAGCGUAUCCUGUAUCGCAUUUUCACUGGAAUGGGAUGACAUUUGUGACAUUCCGCGAACCGGCAGUCGAGUUAAGUGAAAUCGAAGAGUUUAAGGACACUUUGUUUAGUCGUGUGGCUAAAGUUUGCGAUGCAGAUAAAGGGAGAGGGGUGCGAUAUUUUUCACAUCGUUAUUGGACUAGUUACGCUAAAGCAAGACUCAUUUGUUCAUCACAACCUCAAGGAUCAGGCAACAGUCCAGGAACUGCAGGGACAGCUCCUGAGUUCCUCUUUAACGAGAUUCAGGGCACUCAUGUUUUCCAAAUGUCUGGCAAUGAAUCUUCAGAAGACUGGCGAGGGGAGGGGCUCAUGGUUGGGAUAUUUGACACACCCUACACCGAAAUGAGAACAUCUGCAAUAUGCAUUUACGAUUUUGGAAGCAUCAUGUCCGCUUUCGGCGGAGAGCAAUAUGGCGUCCAGGAACCCUACAGUGCGCCAAGCCAACGCAAUUCUGACGUCAUCAAAGACUACUCUCUGGACAGAUGCACGAACAGAAGUGAAGACAUAGAUGGGGGACUGGUGGCAUUCUUGCAACAACAUCCCCUCAUGCAAUCUCCGGUGCGGCCUCUGACGCCCCAGCCUCUGUUCAGAACUCACCCACCCCAUCGACUCACCAGUAUUACUGGAGAACAGGUGCAGAUAUCAUCACAAACUGGACCUAAUCAAAAGUCGACCGGGAAAGAAGAAACUAACGACAAAAGAAGGAUCCGUAGAGAAAGCGGAACUGAAGGGCAAAAGGAUUCGGCAAAGUCUAAACACUUUUUGAUAUAUGCAGGUACGAGUGACGGACGUGUGAUCAAAUUAGCCCUUAACGUCACUCAAAGUUCAGAAGAAAGUCAAAAAAGAGUUGAACGAGUUUGGGUUGGGGAGUGGCAGGUUUUUGCCCAGUCCAACCCCGUGAGCCAGGUAAAAUUGGACCCCUCUUCUGGUCAGUUACUAGUGACGUCAUCCUCCCAAGCUCUACUGAUGCCGAAGAGCACUUGUUUGACGGAACAGCUGCCAAUAGGACUACCAACGUGCAGGGCUUGUCUAAUGACGAGGGACCCUCAUUGCUUCUGGAAUGUCAAAUCAGCUUCAUGUAUCUACCAACCACUCCCAAAUCGCUUCUCGAACGACUCCAAUGCAAUCAAUGCCUACUUGUUCUUCCCUCAAGUGGACAGACUGUGUGCUGUGCUGGACCUGAAAGUAACAGUGGAUGAGCCUACUGCUGGGGAGGAACAAGAGAAGCCGGAAGAAGUUGCGGUUGUCCCUGGAAUCCCUUCUGAGGGUACUGGAGCAGAGAGUGGAAAAGGUCAGCCAGCUAAUGGCGAGUCUGACUUGGUAAAUGUUGACAAUGGAAAAGAGAGGACCGAUAAAGACAACAACCAGAAAGAGUCACUAAACACAGGUCCUUCUGGUUUGGUUAUAACACCUGCAAACAAAGAUGGCAGUAGCAGCGAGAAAGUAGUCGCAGCCGCGGUCGAAGUUCUAGACGGCGAAGCUUCCCGAGGAGCGAAGGACAAGCGGCUUCUCACCAUCGCAAUUCUAACCGCCAUACCAUGUGUAGUGGUAGGCGUUAUGGCGGGCAUGGGUCUCCUCUACUGUUUUGCAUUCUACAAGGCCAACAAACACUCAAGGGUCGCUAAAUCGUCUCCGAAUGAGUUAAUUUAUGCACCGGUGCCGGUGACACUACAGGGCCGAGGAGUAGGAAAAUCUCCAUCGGGCAACUCACAGGACCAGUGUCACAAAGCACUGGAAAAUAGCUACAUGUACCAGCAGGUAUAUGCGCAAUACCUUCAAAUAGACCCCCAAGCUCAGCAGCAGUCAGAAGAGAAGCACUACUCCACAAUCAGCUCCACCCACCCCCUCUCCCACCCGUCUAUCUCAAAUGAACCACACUACACCUCGAAUCAUAACCCCUACUCAGUUGACCCUGAAGGAAUGCAGGCACAUAUGAUACAGACGCAGGUGCAGAAUCAAGGCCAUUCAUCAUCAUCUCCAUCGGCGGCAGCAGCGACCACCCACUCAGCCUCAUUCAGUAACCUCCUCUUACCCAGUCAGUUCGGAGUGCACCCGAACCCACUCGCCCCGCCAUUGCCCCCACAUCACAGCCUGCGCAAGAACCCAGCAGGCAAUUCAUCGGCCCAUGGAGACAGCAUCCUGAGUACAUCAGCUAUGAAUGGUACUCCCUACAGAUCCAUCUCACCCAGACAAGAUACCAACUUAGCCCGGCCACAUCCUCCAAAUAGACUGGACUUACACCCAGCAGAACAAGGAUUGGCUGGAAGCAUGUCCAGAUUACAGAUGAAUCGGGGCCAUAGCAUGUCCAGUCAUGGCCAUCGACAAGAGGACCAUACACGGUUUCCACAGCAUCACACAGUGGCACCCAAUGGUAACCAUGGGAGCCACGGAAACCAACAUAAUCACCACACACCGCAUUCGCAAUCGUUUAAUCAGAUGCAAAACAGGGCGUUGCCGAGACAACCUACGCAGUCUAGUAGCAGUCAGUUGAUGGGGCAGAGGGGGGACCAAAGAAGUCCGAUUGGGGAGGGGAGAUUAGUUGGGGGAUUGGGAGGGGCAACUGGGUUGCCUCAGAGUCACAGCAUGCUGAACUAUUCCCAUACACAGCUAUACAACCCUGGGCAUCUAUUGAGAGACAGCAGCCAGCUGCAGCUAAACAGCAGAACUGGCGACAGAAAUAAUGGGGGUGCAAAUAACCCAGUGCAGUACAGAUCAGAUACCAGACUUUUCACACCCUCUCAAUCCAAUCACCCCCGCCAUGGUCAACACCCAACUGCUGAAGGGGGAGAUAGCGGGAACAAUAACACGUACGGUCAGGACCCACUGAGUUCCAGGGUACUACUCUUUGCGACAGCCAAUCAAAAUCACUCUGGAAGGGGCGGGGCUCAAGUCAGUAACAAAGUUAUCAACAACAUCCCUUUGAUAAGAAAACCGACAGCUGUUAAGUACAAUCACAGCAACAGUGACGAAGCGGCGGGACAUUAUGGUUCCCAAGGACCAUACGGCUCCCAAUCUUCGGCAGCACCUUCCCCAAAUCCACAGCCGACUAGGCAAAAUGUGGGUGGGAAAGAGCAAAAUUCUGUUUAUAGGUCAGAUUAUGAGCCCAGAGAACUUGAGGGGGAGAGACUUAACGGACGUGUGGGUGGGAUGAGGACUAGCGAGAACCCUCUUUACGGGACUACCAAUCAGAUUCAUCAGUCCCAGGUUGCUCAACGGCUGGCUCGCAUCGCAAACCCACCAUCACCCAACUUGCAAAACAAUCAUUCAAAUCAAAGAGUGGACUGCAAUCAUCGGCAAAGACAACGACAGAUGUUACCGCCUAUGGAUGCUGCAGAGACUCCCAAAAGCAGUCAUAGAGUUCGGCCCAAGGGGGGAACUUUCGGGGUAACAUCACCAGGAACUGCAACAUCUUUAGGUGGAGCAAGGGGAGACCGGACGUGCAAUGGGAGUAGCGAGUGGGGCAGAGAAGGCAGGAGUCCCAAUCUAUCAAACUCCCCCUCCCCCUUAGACGAUACGAGAUCCAACGGGACCCCCACUCCUUGUAUGGAAAAAGGGGAUGCGACAGACCAAUUAGCCAUCAAUAUAUGAUUCAAUUAUCUAUUCGCACAACUUUAUUGAAAAAAAAACAUAAAAAUGUCUUCAAUUCAGAGGAAUUUCCGUUUUGGAUGCUAUUUUCACACUUUUAUCAGCGGAAGUUGUCGAGCGCUUGGAUAGUUUAACACGGCCAAAUCUUCGAAAUUCCGCCUGCUAGUUCAGUGAGGUUAUACGACCAUGAUAGAAACUAAAAUGAAAAAUUGAACCGAUGAUGAUUUAACCAGAAUCCAAACUUUUGUUACAGCGUCCUGCAGCUUUAUAUAAAAUCUAUCUCUUAUUCUAACUAUUGAUUCCAAUCAGUGUUAUAUCAAAAAGAAAAAUUGUUUAAGAUUUCUGCCCCUUUAUUCUAUCAAUGUUUCUCAUUUAUCUAUACGUCGAUGUUAUUAUAGAGUUUAGUUUUGUGUUUUUAAUUUG